GCUUAGCAUGCGCAUGCGCUACCGUUUUCUUGGCCAGUUGUAUUUUGGCCAUUAGCACGUACGGAGUUGGGUCCGCGCUUUGAGUCCGCGCCAAGUGUGAAAAACAUAUAGAUGCCAGUAAACGCAGCUUUAUAGAAACUAAAAUUAAAGUUGGUGCUCAACAAACUUUCGUCGGUUUUUGUAAAAAAGCGAAAGUUCGUUUUACAGUCGAGUUUCUUACUUGGUGUAUACAAAUCGAAAUACUAAACAACGAAGGAAAGGCAGCAAGAGAAGACGAUCACAAACAAAUAUACCUUUAAUACUUUUAACGCGACGCAAAUAUAUAAGCGUGUGAAAUCACGGGCACCAAAGCAGGUCAAUAGCAACCUUCAUUUCAAUUGAUUUCCCGGUCUGAUCGUCGUGCCAAGAUGCCAGCGGCCAGCUCCAAUCCACGUCUGUUCUUUUAUAUACUAUGUGCUGCUUCACUUCUAGCCGUUUCCAAAUCGGACACCGGUAGUACAAAGAACUCUCAUUUUAUGUCCUACUUCUAUUAUUUAAUUAUUAACUUUAUUAACCCGUUUGCCAUGCCGAUAUUUUUUCGUUUUGUAAAUGUUUUACCAUUGCUACCUCCAACCGAAGAUUUGGCAUACGAUGCGGCCUUGCAGCUUGGCUUACUUAACCAUCGCCUUAAUCUUCUCAACCACGAGGAAGAGUCCAGACAACUUAGCUUACCCAACAUAACACUAGGUAACCUGGUAAACCGGAUACCCUGUAGCUGUGACACUGGACUGUGCAAGUGCUGUGCUGGUUUUCUUUCGGUAAUUGGCAUGAACAGUUGCACUGAGGUCGCAUAUCGUCCCGAUGAAUUUUCGUUUGAGUUGCGUAUGCGCGUUAACAACAAUAUUUGGUUCCGGCAGAAGGUCUCCGGCCAAAAUCCUCCUCCAUUCUGUUUCCGACCGCCACGCUUUAACUUUGCUAAAGCCUGUAUUCAGUUCCAUGAUAUUUGGUUUGUUGGACGCAACAUGCAUGUCUGUAUGUACAUGUCUGGAGAAUUUCAGGGCUUUGAGUUGUUCGAAAGAAACUUUGAUUGUCUCUUGUUCGGGGAUCAUGGAGUUAAAAUCGUUCCCCCAGAGCAAGGCUAUCCAGUGAGACCGAGUGAUGUCGACAUUGAUGAUGGAGACGAUGAGAUCGAAGAUUACGAUGAGAAUGUAGUCCGUAGCUUAGCAGAAAACGUGAUCGGUUAAUUGGUUAUGAUACUUAUCUAUAUUUUUGAAUACCUUAUAAUAAGUAACUUAAACAGGACCCCCAAAUAAAUAUGAUUGUUUUCGUUGGGGAACUUCUCCACCAAAUUACAUGAGUGAGCAGCCCCACCUGUUGCGAUGCUCCCUUCCAAAAUUGAAGUGCAAAAACUGCAAAAUGCCGUGCCUUGUACCUCUCCUGACCCAAUUUUCUCUUUCCACUGGCAUACCCAGCCAGCCCAUUGAAUCACUUAGUAAAAGGGGAGUCACCCAACAAUUUGUAAAGGAUAACGUAACUCAAGGCUGAGUCUGCACCGCAUGUGCAACACCUCGGGUAGCAGGGCUGAGGAAGCCUUUGCUUUGCAUUAAAAUGCAUAUGCACAAGCACGUUGACUGUUGCACUUCGUUUGACUCUCAGUUAACUGUAAUAAAGGACUUUCAGGCUGCAAGUAUGCAGUCCGCUGUUGCUGCAACAGCAGGGCGACCGAGGGCCCGUGAAAGGGGGAGGGGUAGAGUAUUAUUUCGCACUUGACUUCUCUGAAUGCGAGUUGAGCUUCAGUCAAGUGGUGUACAAUAAAAGCGCAUUUUUUUGCACAUGAAAACCUGGUUUGAAUGGUGCAUUCAGAUGAUAUGCUGAUAACAAUUUAUGAAGGCGAUUGGUUACUCAAGCAGAAAAUUGGGACUUUUCAUAAGUGACGAUUUAAUUACCUCUAAUCGGACAACAUUCGUUGACCCCUAAAAGACAGCUCUAUCAGUAAUUUUAAAGCCACUUAAAUAACAAUAAAAAACCCCUGGCCAAUGCAUGAAUGGAGUGACCCCUAAGCUGACCAUAAAGCCAUGCAGGGGAAUGGUGCUAAUUUAAAAUUCAAAUGUGAAUAAGUGGUUAUAAACGCAUUUAGCGUUUGUAAUGGAUUUGUUUACACGACACACACGCGACUUAAACAUGAAACUGACCAUCCUACUGACCAGCCCCCUUCAGCGCAAACAGAUACUGACCUCCAGGGAAGUUCGCAAGGCAAGGGGUGGACUGCGUGGAUAUGACGACCCUCUUUGUCCAGUUUGGAUUUGCGUAGCCCGGCGCAACAGGCUAAAUCACUCCGGGGCAUUGGUCAGUUCAUUCGAUUUUCCACACUACCGCCCCUUUCAUCGGUGUUUGUCCAUUCCCUGAGGUCAAUUAUGUUAUUUCCGCUUCCAAGAGGACAAUAGGGGGAAAAAACGUAUAUCAUGUUUAAGCGGUCGACGAAUCUGUUACAAUAUGACCCACAGGCGGCAAACCAGACUGAGUACAACCUCUUCUUUAUCUUUCGAUGUAAUUAUGCGACAAAAAUAGAUACAGCAUUGUAAUUGAAUUGCGCUUAUUUCCAAGAUAAUUUAAGAAAAAACGCUUAAUGGCUAUUGAAUGUUGGUACAUAUGCAGGGACGUAUGAAACCCCUCUCAGAAAAAUUUACUUUCUUCAAGUUAGGUCUCGUGCUUUCUCUUGUUUUCUGUGUACAAAGAAAAACUGAAAGCAGAAUUAAAAACUACCCCCAAAAGUAAUUAAAAGACGUGGUCUUGUUCCAGACGGAGGUAGUGCCUCCACCCAUAAACGAAUGUUAAUCAAAGCAGAAUUUAGAAAAAUACUGAAAGUCCGCAUGCACAGACUUUUUGUCCUUGGGGUUUCAUUUCUUUUAAAUUUUUAUGUUUCGCUUAGAGCAAGAGUGGGUGGAAAAAAGCUUGGAUUAAUGAAAUGACGAUGUGAAUCUUCUUGUUAU
Molecule: messenger RNA, 2969 nt
Organism: Drosophila ficusphila
Lineage: Eukaryota; Metazoa; Arthropoda; Insecta; Diptera; Drosophilidae
Exons: 4
Coding region: 408-1223 (271 amino acids)
Source: RefSeq, a predicted model, not a curated record